AUGGAUCUCGCUCGGAUUAUCAAGCCGUGGAUGCGCCAGCCGCGCAAGACAUUCGUCUUCAUCAAUGCCACCAUCAUCGACCCCGUAGAGGGCGAUCUGAUAACCAACGCGACUGUCCGUAUCUCCGACGGCAAGAUUACUCAAAUCGUUACCGACAACUCAACCACCGUGAAAGAGAAUGCGCCAGAAGAAAACAUCAUCGACCUCAGUGGAAAAUACCUAUGCCCUGGCCUAAUCGACUGCCAUGUCCACGUCGCGGUUGUUCCCGGCGAGGCCGACCUACGCGCUUACAAGGAUAUGACAGAGCGCAUCAGUCUGCUGCGACAGCCUCACGUCCUCAAGGCUAUGCUUGAGCGUGGUUUCACAUCUAUUCGCGACUGUGGUGGAGCCAGUUUAGCCGUGAAGGAGGCUGUUGAGGACGGAGUGAUCCCCGGCCCUCGUAUGUUUAUUGCCGGUUUUGCGCUUUCGCAGACGGGUGGACACGGAGACAUGCGCGGUCCACACUCCGAGGAGCUCUGCUGUGGUGGUACUAUCUCUGGUAUUAGCCGGAUUGUUGAUGGGCCAGCUGAGUGCUAUAAGUAUGCGCGAGAGGAGCUUCGACAGGGAGCUGACUUCCUCAAGAUUAUGGGCGGGGGUGGUGUGGCAAGUCCCACGGAUCGCAUCGAGCACGUUCAGUUCUCCGACGAGGAGAUCAAAGCUAUUGUUACCGUCGCCAAGAAUGCCGGUACGUACGUGACAAGUCAUAGCUACACACCGCAAGCCAUCCAACAAGCAAUCCACCUUGGCGUUCGCGGAAUCGAGCACGGCAACCUGAUCGACCUAGAAACUGCCAAACAGAUGGCCGAGAAGGGUACAUUCCUAACACCCACUCUUAUUGCGCACGUCAUGUCUAAGCAAAUGAAUUUCUUGCCCGCCGAAAGCGCCGCGAAGAAUGAUGAGGUCCUGGAGAAGGGGUUGCGAGCGAUGAAGAUGGCCGUGGAUGUCGGCGUUACAGUCUGUUUCGGUUCCGAUCUGCUCGGCCCCAUGCACUUUGCUCAGAGCAAGGAGUUCUCUGUUCGCAGUAAGGUUCUUACGCCCAUUCAGAUCUUGCGUAGUGCAACGAUCAAUGCAGCUCGUUUGGUUAUGCGGGAGGAUUCUUUGGGUCAAAUUAAGGAGGGAUACACUGCUGAUAUGUUGAUCCUGAAUGCUAAUCCUUUGGAGGAUAUCACCGUUCUUGAUCGGCCUGAAGAGAGCAUAAUCGGUGUUAUUAAGGAUGGAAGAGUCAUGAAGUCCCGGUGGGAGAAGCUGACUGCGGAUGCAUAG
Molecule: messenger RNA, 1302 nt
Organism: Penicillium lagena
Lineage: Eukaryota; Fungi; Ascomycota; Eurotiomycetes; Eurotiales; Aspergillaceae
Product: metal-dependent hydrolase family protein
Exons: 2
Coding region: 1-1302 (433 amino acids)
Molecular function (GO): hydrolase activity, acting on carbon-nitrogen (but not peptide) bonds
Source: RefSeq, a predicted model, not a curated record